Cucurbitaria berberidis CBS 394.84 is the source of this 1841-nucleotide messenger RNA. Its product is annotated as DAO-domain-containing protein. NCBI's taxonomy places the organism in Eukaryota, Fungi, Ascomycota, Dothideomycetes, Pleosporales, Cucurbitariaceae. The transcript is spliced from 2 exons. Gene Ontology annotation, molecular function: oxidoreductase activity. Gene Ontology annotation, cellular component: cytoplasm. The coding region runs from base 138 to 1655 and encodes 505 amino acids. The record is from RefSeq and is a predicted model, not a curated record.
UGCAAACUUGACAUAUCAACCCCAUUUCCCGACCUAUCUUUGAAUAACCUGGGGGCUUUAUAAAGGUGAAGAAAGUAAGUGACCGAAACACUAGAGUUUACUUUUUGUGUAGCUAUCGGUGUUCAUGUCACAUCAACAUGAAAGAAGCGGAACCUGGAAGUCCCAGCAUUGGCGGGGCAGCCAGCGUUACAACGACGAACACGUCAGCUGCUCUCAACGUCGAAGAACACGCAUCUACUCCGCCUGCAUCAGAUCGCCACAGGACUGGCUUUCCAAAGCAAGGCGGGCAAUCGAUGUCAUAUUGGCUGCAACAAGUGCGAUGCGAUCCUUUACUAGACCACCGCACCUCGGAAACAUUACCAAAGGAAGCAGACACCGUAAUCAUAGGCUCGGGCAUCAGCGGGACUUUGGUAACAAAACACCAUUUGGAGACCUGGCCAAGCAAGAGCGUGGUAAUCGUCGAAGCACGGGAAUUUUGCUCAGGAGCCACGGGACGAAAUGCUGGUCACUGUAAGCCAGACCAAUGGCGACACUACGGGAAAUUCGAGAAGGCAUAUGGAAAGGCGCAAGCUAUCAAGAUCAUGAACAAUGAAUCAGCAACUUGGAAAGCGCUCGUUGCGUAUGUCCAAGAGAACAACGUUGACUGCGAUCUUUGGGUCGGUGAGACGCUUGACGUCCCACUCGACGAGGAUGUGGCGAAGGCGGCUAGGGACGUAUUUGAGAGGUAUGCAAAUGCUGGUGGGAAGGUUGAUCACAUAAAAGUCACGCAUGAUCCCGCCAAAGCAGCUAAGAUAUCAAAGAUCAAAGGCGCGACGGCGUGUUACGCGUGGCAAGCGUCGACGCUGCAGCCGUGGAAACUAACGGCGCACAUCAUGCGAGAGAACCUGAAGAAGGGCGCUAAUCUGCAGACCUAUACGGUUGCAAACUCCAUCACAAGUGACGGAAGUGGGCGAAGGAAGUGGACUGUUCGUACCGACCGCGGUGCCAUCGCAUGCGACACGGUUGUGCACGCCACAAAUGCAUACAGUGCCGCUCUCGAACCCUCGCUGCGCGGCCUCAUCACACCAAAGCCGCACAUGUGUAACAGAGUCGUUCCACCACGUGCUCUCAGCGGCUCAAAAGCCCUUUGCAACUCGUACGGAGUUCUCCUCGCAGACGGCGCUCUGUUCAGCAUCAACCCCCGCUGCACGGCCGACGGCAAUAUCCUGUUUGGCGGCUCGAACCCAGGACAACGAGCAUUGGACGAAUGGGUUGAACAAAACCCAGGAAACUGCAUCAACGAUGGCCUUGCGGAUCUGGAGAGCGUUACUAAGUGUGUCAAAGACUUCGUCAAUGAAGAGUUUGACGGCUGGAGAGAAGCGGAAUUCGGGCCUGGAGAAGGCUUUGCGUAUAGCUGGAGUGGUAUUAUAGGGUUGAGUGUCGACGGCGUGCCUUUUGUUGGCGCACUACCUGGAAAAGAGGGACAAUGGAUCUGUGCCGGGCAUCAUGGACAUGGUAUGGCGCGCAUCUUCACAGCAGCGCCUGGACUUGUGAAGCUCAUGAACGGCAAGGAAUGGGGAGAAACGGGGUUGCCGGACGUGUACCAGAUGACACCGCAACGACUCGAGAAGCUGAAAAAGGUAGACGUCGACACACCGAAAGUCGCCAUUAUCUGAGCGACAAGUGUGGAGAUGGCAGAAAGCGAACAUGGGUGGUGUGGCGCCAAAUGAGCAGGGUCAUGACUCGCGCACGGUAUUCAUGGUUUUCCCACACAAACCACUCUCCUUUAUUGCAUGCGCAUGUAGUCUUUCAACACUCUGCUUAAAGCACCUUGAUCAACGUCUAUCAUCAUGCGGCCAUAG